GUUACAUACUCAUAGUGACACAACACAAUUUAGCGCCAUAUAUGUUAGUUGCAAUUGUAUAUAUACACAAAAUACAAGUAGUCUUCCCGUCCAGUAAGGAGAUAGCCUUGGGGUGAGCGAUCCAGUUCAUACAGAGACCUUACUUCUUCUUAUUUAAUUUAAUCUACUUGUCCUUACAAAGUGUGUACUCAACCACAGCCAAUUCAAUCCACAUCGAAUCCUGCUUCUCUGUGUAUUAAUCUGUAUUUAUAACUUCGAUUAGACGCCAUUAUUAAGAAGUUUUCAGAGGGUCUGACUUCUUCAUUUCAGUUGCAGUUGAAAUGGCUAUUUCUCUCUGCAAAGCUGCUCUGACCUUCAAAACUUCUAUCCAUCAUCAUCAUCAAACUGAUGAAAUCUGGAAAGGAGUUUCGGGAUUUCCCCUGGAAAGAAGUAUGAGAUCAUCAGAGUCAUCAUUGAUUACAAGGGCUGCUUCCAAAAUCGACAACUCCUCCUCCCAACAACUCUCGUACAUCACAAAAGAGUUUCAGAAGGAAUUCAGUCUGGUGGCUUCUGCUGACUUCGAUUAUCACGAAGAACAAGAUCGUAGUUCAUUAUUACAGGUUGGUGGAGAUGGAGAUGAUGAUGAUGAUGAUGAAUUGGCUGAACGUUGGAGACAAAUCCACGGGGAGGAUGAUUGGGCGGGUAUGCUUGACCCGUUUGACCCGCUUCUUCGGAAAGAGCUAAUCCGUUACGGAGAGAUGGCCCAAGCUUGCUACGACGGGUUCGACUUCGACCCGUUUUCGAUUUACUGCGGCAGCUGUAAGUACCCUCGCCGGAAGUUCUUUGAGGAGCUCGGAAUGUCCCGGUACGGGUACGAUGUCACCCGGUAUCUUUAUGCUACAUCAAACAUUAAUCUCCCCAAUUUCUUCAAGCAAUCUCGGUGGCCUAAAGUGUGGAGCAAGAACGCCAAUUGGAUCGGGUACAUAUCGGUUUCAAACGAUGAAAUGUCGAAAAAAUUGGGAAGAAGGGAUAUUAGUAUAGCUUGGAGAGGGACGGUGACGCAGUUGGAAUGGAUUGCCGACUUGAUGGAUUUCCUCCGGCCGAUUAAUUCCGAUAAGAUCCCCUGUCCCGACAAAAGGGUCAAGGUUGAAUCCGGGUUUCUGGACCUCUACACCGACAAAGACGAAAAGUGCCGUUUCUGCAGGUUUUCAGCCCGGGAGCAAAUUCUGGCGGAAGUGAAAAGACUAAUGGAAAUGUACAAAGACGAAGAACUGAGUAUUACGAUUACAGGGCAUAGUUUGGGAAGUGCUCUGGCGAUUCUGAGUGGAUACGACAUUGUUGAAACGGGUAUUAACGUCCGGCCGGAUACUACCGCCGUUCCGGUCUGCGUUUACUCGUUUUCCGGUCCCAGAGUUGGGAAUGUUAGGUUCAAGGAAAGGUUGGAGUUGCUGGGGCUUAAAGUGCUCAGAGUGAUUAACGUUCAUGACAUUGUACCAAAAUCUCCCGGUUGGAUUUUCAACGAAACUAUCCCGCCGGCGGUGAUGAAGAUGGCCGAAGUUUUGCCGUGGUCGUACUCUCAUGUCGGAGUUGAGCUCGCCCUGGAUCACAACAACUCGCCGUUUCUGAAACCCACCGGCGAUCUCUGUGCUGCUCAUAACUUGGAAGCUCACUUGCACUUGCUUGACGGAUACCAUGGAAAAGGGGAGAGAUUUGUGCUCGCAACCGGAAGAGACAUUGCUCUGGUUAAUAAAUCGUGCGAUUUCUUGAAGGAUCAUUAUUGUAUUCCACCAUGUUGGAGGCAAGAUGCGAAUAAAGGGAUGGUAGUAAACAAGGAAGGCAGAUGGGUUCAAGCUGAACGCAGGCUGGAAGAUCACCCUAAAGACAUCCACGUUCAUCUUCAUCAACUUGGUCUUGUUUACUCUUCAAAUUCAUGAUCUAUCUAGAUUUAAACGUGAAUACCUAUUUAUCAAUUUACUGAACUUCUUAUAAUCAACUGAUUAUUUAGUUUCAUUCAAUGAAUGAAUUGAAGAAGGCUCUGGGAAUCAAACCAGAGAAAGAAAGCAAAAUGUAACAUCCCCAUUCUCCCCCUUUGUUAAUAGAUGAUGGUACUUAGGAGCCGUUUGUUUAGUGGGAAUCGGAUUCAGGAUUUGGAUUCAGAAUUGAAUAAAAUGUUUGGUUAGUUGGAUUCAUGAUUCCCGGGAAUGGCUGAAUCCGAAAGAUCCAUUCCCACCUCACCCCCCUUCAUUUGAUUCUGAAUUCUUUUCUGUUUUUUU
Molecule: messenger RNA, 2252 nt
Organism: Oldenlandia corymbosa var. corymbosa
Lineage: Eukaryota; Viridiplantae; Streptophyta; Magnoliopsida; Gentianales; Rubiaceae
Source: the annotation of a GenBank genome assembly